AUGAGCGCACAACAAGAAUCUGGCGCAAAAGGCCCACCUUACAUGCCAUCGGUGGCAUUCACUGGCGGCGUACCCACUMUCGAAACAGACGUCCCAAUAUGCAUAAUCCUCCUGCUCUUUUACGCCGGCGCUGCUGUAGGCCACAAUGUCAUCUUUCGACGCAAUCGGAGCAAAGGCCACAAAUUCUAUCCCUCGAUUGUAUUGUUCGGUUUCUGCAUGUCCAGAAUAAUGACAUGUGCGCUGAGGAUGGCCUGGGCAACGCAUCCUGACAAUGUCUCGCUCAUAAUCGCUGCCAAUAUCCUCGUCCAGGCUGGUAUUUUGAUUGUGUGGGUGGUCAACAUCAUCUUCACACAGAGAAUCAUUCGAGCCGUGCAGCCCAAACUUGGCUGGCAUCCCAUUGCAAGCCUGGUGCCCAAAAUUCUCUACGUUCUAGCCGGCGCCUCCCUCAUACUGGUCGUCUGCUGGACAAUAAUCUCUUAUUACAUUCUGACUCCGUCAGUUCAGACAACCACAGUCGCUGUUCAGCGGGCCGCUACCACAUAUCUGCUGGUUUUCACUCUCAUCCCGGUCGUGUCACUGCCAGUCACGUUCUUCAGAGGCGAAAGCGCAGAAACUUUCGGACGAGGGAGCAUUGGCGAAAAGAUGGUGAUUGUGUGGGUAUCAAGUCACGUCUGUCUGCUCGAGAUAAUAUUCCGGACCGCGACGAGUUGGGGCCCAGCCAGACCAGUAGACAAUCCAGCUUGGUAUCAGUCGAAAGCAUGGUUUUACACGUUCGAGUUCGGCGUACUGGAGAUUAUCGUCAUAUACUGGCUUUUGCUGACCAGAGUUGACCAGCGCUUCCAUGUCCCGGAUGGAAGCAGCAAGAGGAAACAUUACCGCGAUCCAAGAGAGACCUCGGAAAUAGGACCCGAAGUUACGCAAGUCCAACAUCGUGAUCGGAAGUCUUGGAUAGGUGCUGGCACAGCAGAACCUGGCACGGCGGAACCUUUCCAAAGUACAACUUAUCUGCAACCACAAUAUAGCAUUCCGGAUAUGAGGCAGUGGGGUCAGAACGCAAGUCUUCUACGACCACAAUAUAGCUAUGCAGAUGUCAAGCGGUGGGAGGCGUCCAAGCAUCGUUCUGUUUGA
Molecule: messenger RNA, 1128 nt
Organism: Ramularia collo-cygni
Lineage: Eukaryota; Fungi; Ascomycota; Dothideomycetes; Mycosphaerellales; Mycosphaerellaceae
Exons: 2
Coding region: 1-1128 (375 amino acids)
Source: RefSeq, a predicted model, not a curated record